GCACGACCGUAAAGCUACAGAGACCGCUAAUUACUAAAGUUAAACUCGUUUUCCUGUAUAACUAUUUCCGUGUGAAUCUCCAAAAUCCAAUGAGUGAUAUGAUUACAAAAAACCUCGUUGUCAUGGUACUAUUCUUUUACGCGGAUGCUGAAACUCAUUGACAACCGGUGAAUUGCUUUUUACUGUUAAAAUGCAAACGUCACCAAACUGACGUUUGGCUUUGACCAUGAAAUCAUGUUUGUGUUUUUAACAUAAACGAUGCCAGUUAACCGUGAUUUCACACCGUCGACACAAAAUGAUGGAAUAUGGUAUCCACAUCACAGCCUUGGGGGCGUGGUGCACGGGGAAGACUUUCAGAGCACCACCAACAGGAUGCUGUAUUCCACGUUCAGCGAGGAGGCGGAACACAUACCCCCUCCAGCCCCAGUCGGCUUCCAGGCCAAAGAAGCAACAAACUACAGAUGGUCUCACAAGUUUUCACAAUGUGACAACAAGUACGCCGUGGCCUAUGGCAUCAAUUUUGGCGAGCCAAAAGACAGAAAGUUGGGUAAAGCAAUCAUUCCAGUAAUUCGGCGAACUAAUUACACAGAUAGAAACUUUCUCAAAAAUUUGUGUCUGGAUUCCAUUGAGCACCGUUUUGACACGGUGUACGGCGACGCGUACCAGCCCAAACGAACAGAGUUCCCUCCCAUUCACCGUAGAUACCCGCGAGAAUACGAACAUCCCGCCAAAGGCUGGGUUCCGGUGGAUCCGAAGCCGAUUAAGAAGCGGGAUAUCCGGCCGAACAUCCCGUGGCGCCCCCUGUCGUCCACUCAGCGGCCUGACGGAAAACACAACACGUGGUCGUACUCGUACUACCCGGUCCACAAAAUAAAAUAUGAAAUGAGAAGAAAACCGCCCAUCCGUGACCGCAUCACUAGAUACGGACCGAUAGUCAUGAAUAAAACUACCUGAUUAA
Molecule: messenger RNA, 958 nt
Organism: Gigantopelta aegis
Lineage: Eukaryota; Metazoa; Mollusca; Gastropoda; Neomphalida; Peltospiridae
Exons: 4
Coding region: 259-954 (231 amino acids)
Source: RefSeq, a predicted model, not a curated record